Molecule: messenger RNA, 2413 nt
Organism: Paramuricea clavata
Lineage: Eukaryota; Metazoa; Cnidaria; Anthozoa; Malacalcyonacea; Plexauridae
Source: the annotation of a GenBank genome assembly
AUGUCAGAAUUUAACCCCGGCGAAUUUAUGGUGGAACCAACCAUAGAAAAUUUUAAUAGCCUGCGUAAAGAUAACCUAGUUACGCUAGCCAAGCAUUUAGGGCUAGAAGUAAGAAGUACCUUCAGAAAACGCGAAGUAUACGAUUUAAUCAAGGAACAUUUUGUUAAAGAAAAAACAUUCGAACAGUCUGUUUUCAUGGAACAAAGUAUAAAUACAGUAGAAAAUACACAGAUUAGUGAAGAUAGUGAAAUAAGCGAGAAAGACAGACAGUGGCAGAGAGAGCAUGAGAAAGUUUUGUGGGAAAGAGAACGAGAGAAACGCGAGUGGGAAAGAGAAAGAAUAGAGAAAGAAAGAGAGUUUAGAUUGAGGGAACAGGAAUUAGAAAGAAUAGAGAAAGAAAGAGAGUUUAGAUUGAGGGAACAGGAAUUAGAGUUAAGAAAAUUGGAAUUAGAGGUUCAGGCAAAAGGGCAAAAUCUUAGAGUUAAUUCGGAUCAAAAAUUUGACGUGACCAAGCAUGUCCGAAUGGUUCCACCCUUCCAGGAACGGGAAGUAGACCAAUAUUUCCUACAUUUCGAAAAAAUUGCCACAAAUUGUGAGUGGCCAAAAGACAGCUGGACGAUGCUGUUACAAAGUGUAUUAGUUGGUAAAGCUCGUGAAAUUUUUUCGCAACUUUCAGUAGAAUUAUCAGCUAAUUAUAAUACGGUAAAGGAACUUAUCCUUAAUGGUCCCAGAGGCAUACCGCCAAAAAUUUCGAAACUUUGAAAAAACUGACCACAAAACAUAUGUCCAAUUCGCCCAAGUAAAAGAACAGUUGUUUGACCGAUGGUGCUUAUCUGAGAAAAUCAAUAAAGAAUACAAAAAUUUGCGGGAACUGAUUUUAAUUGAGGAAUUCAAACGUUGCAUUAACCCCGAAGUCCGCACAUUUAUAAAUGAACAAAAACCUGACAGUUUCAUUGCAGCGGCCCGUUUGGCAGACGAUUUCGCGUUGACUCACAAGACCACAUUUGAAAAGAAGUCACAACCAAAUAAUUUUGACAACAGACACACACCGGCCAGAAAAUAUCCGCACGAUAACCGGGGAAAAUAUGACCCCAGAGCAUCACGCGACACGACUAAUCCAAGUUGGCGACGACCGCCACAAAAUUUCCAGCCGAAUAAAACGUCGGAAUUUCCGAACAAACGAAAUAAUUUUCCUUUCAGUACCAUCACUUGUGGCUAUUGUAAGCGUAAAGGACACACGAUGUCAGAUUGCUACAGAAAUCCACAAAAUCAAACAAAACCAACCGGCAUUGUUUCAACACCGGAUAACAACACAACAUCUGUUUUUGAUAGUAAUAAUGCUAGUGAUACUCAAGAGGAUUUGAUAGAGGUCAAAGCCAAUGCUGACCCUAUAAUGAAAGUAUUUGAACCAUUUGUAAAUGCGGCUAGUGUUUCACUUUUGAACAAUCCAACACAACGUAUUCCAGUUCAAGUAUUACGCGAUACUGGAGCGUCUCAAUCUUUAAUACUGACAAACACAUUGCCAUUUUCUGCGGAAUCAUAUUCCGGAAACAAUGUUUUGAUAAAAGGAGUUCACUCCAGCGAUUAUAGCUCAGUUCCUUUGCACAACAUUCGACUGCACUCAGAUUUAGUCUCCGGAGAUGUUUCGAUAGGUAUCAUCGAUACAUUGCCUUUCAAUGGAAUACAAUUGUUAUUAGGCAACGAUCUUGCGGGUGAAAAAGUGACAGUCAAUCCAAUAGUGACAAACAAACCAUGCUCAACAUCAAUUUCCGACGUCAUUGAACAAGAAAUUCCAAAUUUAUAUCCAUCGUGUGCGGUCACAAGAGCAAUGGUAAAACAACAAGAAUUAGAGGAUAAUAAAAGAGAUGACCUUGAUUCAUCCUAUGAUUUGUCCGAUACUUUUCUUACACAGUUAUUUGAUAGUGGCCCUAAAACAACACAGAUUACGAAAAACGAUGCGAUAGACACAAAAAGCUUGUCAACAUCUAAUCUCAUUCACGAGCGAAAUAAUGAUCCCGAAAUAGCUAUUCUAAUUCAACAAGCUUUCGAUGAAAAAGAAAUUUCAGACCAGGCAAUGGGAUACUUUAUCAAAAACGAUAUUUUAAUGCGGAAAUGGCGACCACCUGAUGUUAGUGUUGAUGAUGAAUGGUCAGUUCGAUACCAAAUUGUUAUCCCAAAACCUUACCGUGAAGAAGUCUUACGUUUAGCACACGAAACACCCCUUUCAGGACAUCUGGGAAUAAACAAAACCUAUGAGAAAAUCAUACGACAUUUUUAUUGGCCUGGAGUUCGAAAAACCGUGGCAGAAUUCUGUAAAACAUGCCACACUUGUCAAGUAGUCGGCAAACCAAAUCAAGUUAUCCCAAAAGCACCGCUAAAACCAAUUCCGGCUUUUGAAGAACCAUUUAUUUAG